Molecule: messenger RNA, 3178 nt
Organism: Mercenaria mercenaria
Lineage: Eukaryota; Metazoa; Mollusca; Bivalvia; Venerida; Veneridae
Product: monocarboxylate transporter 9-like
Exons: 6
Coding region: 38-1483 (481 amino acids)
Biological process (GO): transmembrane transport
Molecular function (GO): monocarboxylic acid transmembrane transporter activity
Source: RefSeq, a predicted model, not a curated record
UUACUUUGUUUUUUUUUUGGGUACAUUCAAGCUCAGGAUGGACACAGAAGCUGCUAAAGAAAGGACAGGAAUUAGGACAUGGCAUGACACGUUUGUUUUGAUAUCUUGUUGUAUGGCAAUGGUUCUUCAUAGUGGAUUCGUAGACUCAAUCGGGAUACUAUUCACUGAUGUUAUGACAACAUUCAACAGUACACGGGCAGAAACGGUGGUAAUACAAUCCACAGCUCUCGGUGUGUCGCUUUGUUCGGGUAUAUUGACUGGAGCUUUAAUCAACAAAACAGGCUUGAUGGUGACAGGAAUGCUAGGUGCCCUUGUGGUUAGUUUAAGUUUGAUAGUGUGCUUCUUCGCAUCUUCCAUGACGUAUCUAAUUAUAGCCAUGGGCGUGUUUACUGGUUUUGGAUACAGCUGUGUAAAUAUUACAUCAGCAUCUGCCCUAAGCCAGCACGUCUCCGGCAGAAAAACUUUGCUAUAUUUGUCUGUACAAACGUCAAUGGCUGGAAUCGGGGGUAUGAUUUAUCCCUUUGUAAUAAGAUAUCUAAGUGAUCUGUAUGGGCUCAGAGGUUCACUGCUUAUCACUGGAGCAAUUGUAUUGAACACGGUCCCCGGAUGUAUCCUUUGGAAACAACACUGCAACACCAGCAAGAGUCAAGAACACGCAGCCGUUUCAAAUAAAAUCGAUGAAUUUCAAACACACUUUCAAGUUCAAACAGAGGACAGUGGUGAAAACAUUACUAUAGCAAAAUCAAAACAAAUAUCUACAACAGAAGUUUCAGAAUCUUUGUUUGUUAGCCAGUAUCCAGUUCUACUGGGUGAAAUGAAAACCAAGACUGUUACCGUCGAAAAUAGUCUGGCCCAAUCUAAUAACAGUAAAGGAGACCGAACAUGGUUUGAAAUCAUCAAACAACUCUUGCUGACAAAAUGUUUAAUGUUUUUCGCAUUUGGAAUUAUCAUUUCUAUCCCAGCUCUAAAUUCAAUCAGUAUUUUUGUGACUGAUAUAUAUUUAGACAGUGGAUUGACCACUGAAGACGUGUCAUUGGGGUUGUUUUUAAUCAAUAUGUUGGAAACAUUGGGACGCUUGCUUCCGGGCAUAUCACUGCAGUCUAAACGUAUUGCACCAUUAAUUUUGCUAUUACUUAAUGCCGUAGUGUCUGCCGUUCUAUUAUUUUCCUUAACUUUAGUCAAAUCGCGCCCGUUGAUAUUCGUUUUUUCAGGUGCUGUUGGCAUAGUGGUAGGAAUGUAUGUAUCUUUGUUCCGCUUAAUCACUCUGAAAUUUGUAGGCUCUAAAACACUACCGAUUGCUAUUGGAGUGUUCCGUACACUUGGCGGUAUUUGUGAAAUUGUUGCAGGACCAAUUAAUGGAUACAUCAGAGAUGUAACAGGCUCAUAUAUGGCAAUCUUCUACACAUCAACAGGGAUAAAUUUGUUUGCAGCAUUCCUUUUCAUUGUUGCAAACAUUACAAGAAGGAGAGAAAGACAGGAAUAAAAAAAGCGUGCAUCAGUGUUCUAUCUGACAAGUCUUUAGACUUUUAAACCCUGUAUUUAAUUUGCAAACUUACUUUGACUAAGAUAGUUGUUACACAUUUAAAAAACUGUUACAGUAUCUAACCAGUAUGAUGCAAUGUCUUUCAAAAGUAAGAAAAAUGCUAGAGGCCCGGAUUUGAUUCCCGGUCUUGCCUGCAAAAUUUCCACUGGUUUAAAGUACUGCUUAGUUUGCAUCAGUUUCUGGCGGCUGCAAUGGCGUCUUAGUAGGUAAAUCUGACAUAGGCAGUGGGCUCGACUUGUAAAAAGUGACACCGGCAAUCUGCGCUACAUUAGAAAUAUUCAGUUGUUUUGAAAAUGCACAGCUCUCAAUAUGAGUAAUUAAUAUAUAUGAUUUAGUUUGUUGAUAGAUAUAACUAAAGAGAAAUGUUUCUGAUUCAUAAUCGAAGAUAUUGUAUAACGAUCGGCAUAAUAGUAUAUAGAUAAUAUUAUAGCAUAACGGAAUGAUGGCUAUAAAAAUGGUUUUGUUUGUUUCUUUGUAUGUGUUUGUUUUUCAAAACCAAAUUGCACUAUAACUGCAUUUGCGGAAUUUUGCUGAAGAAUACAUAUGGUAAAAUAAAACUGCAUCAUUCUAUUACGUUAAGCCCGCGUACCAUUGAUGCAACUACAUACAGUCAGUAUUUCUUUAUAAGGGAGUUCAAUUCAAACUGGUGAUAGAUGACUAGAAGGUGUUGCAAAUUUCAUUACAUCUGAUAAACAGACUCAAUCUAAUCGAGUCUCAUAUUAUUUUGUUUGUUGCAUUCUAUGCUUUUCAAGGUUAACUGACUGAAACAAGCCUUUUAUAUGAUGAGGCACCUUAUAUUGCCUUAACAUGUAUGAAGUACGAGGCAAAAUAUUAACAGAUGAGCUGUUGUGUAUAAACAUAUUUCAAUGAUAAAUACUUGUUCAUCUGGGGUUUGCAUUCGACAUUUAGAAACCAUAUGUAUUUCCUUUUGUUAUGUGUAUGGUUGUUACUAUUUAGAAGAUGAAACCGCGAGAUCAUAAUAAACAGAUUUAUAUGGUGGUCAAAAUGUGUUCAUAUGUCUCCAAUUGUUAUGUUAUGUUACAAUAAAAUACAUGUAUCUCCAACUGUUAUGUAAUGUUACAAUAAAAUACAUGUAUCUCCAAUUGUUAUGUUGUGUUACAAUAAGAAACAUGUAUCUCCAAUUGUUAUGUUAUGUUACAAUAAAAUACAUGUAUCUCCAAUUGUUAUGUAAUGUUACAAUAAAAUACAUGUAUAUUUUAUCACGGUACGGUUUAGUAUUUUCAAACUGUCAAUUUUAAAAAGAAAGACCCUAGAACACACUGAAUUACUUGACGUUUGUAAGUAAGUAAGUAAGUAAUUGUUUAUUAAAGGUCCAUUACUAAGGGAAAGUGAGUUGGCAAUUUUUUUCAUAGCCAGUGCAUAGACUUCUGCAAGACACUAAAUAAUGAAGAUUGGCAGGUCAAAAUUUACAGAAGGUCUUUGGAACUCAAAGAAAUGUAUGUGUAUUAUGUUGAAAUUUCAAUGAAUCGACAGAAUGACCCCCCAGGUCUUUUUAACUUUCUUCAUACUUCAUAGAAAAAUAAUUGUACAUAUACUGCGAUUUAUUUCGAAUUUCUACAUACCAACUUUCAUUUUCCAAUAAAAUGAAACAGUUUCUCUGCUUUUUAAAAGAAA